This is a messenger RNA of Hemibagrus wyckioides, 6666 nucleotides long. It is a transcript of the gene sox6, whose product is annotated as SRY-box transcription factor 6. Gene Ontology annotation, molecular function: RNA polymerase II cis-regulatory region sequence-specific DNA binding; DNA-binding transcription factor activity, RNA polymerase II-specific. Gene Ontology annotation, biological process: cell fate commitment; regulation of transcription by RNA polymerase II; central nervous system development. Lineage: Eukaryota; Metazoa; Chordata; Actinopteri; Siluriformes; Bagridae. The transcript is spliced from 19 exons. Gene Ontology annotation, cellular component: nucleus. Bases 705 to 3098 code for a protein of 797 amino acids. The record is from RefSeq and is a predicted model, not a curated record.
CUGCCUCUUUUGCCUUGCUCACAUCAAUGCCCCUGGCCACUCACUUUCUGAUGUUGCACGACGGGAAAUGCUUUGAAUGCUUGCGACAUGGCCGCGCACAUUGAUUGCCAAGAUUGACAGCAAGCUCUCCGCCGUCUUCUUCUUCUCCUUCUUCUUUUCCUUCUGUCCUUGUUUUCAGUUCUGCACACCAGCGGGGACAAAUCCGUAGCGGCUCGUAUAGCAUUUUGUUGACAGUUUUAACUUGGUAUUCCCGCCGCGCUCUGCUUUUCACUUUUAGUUGCUGUUUUUUUUUUGUUUGUUUUUUUUUUUUUUUUUCUCGCAGAGACUGAUACUCCCCCCCCCCUUUUUUCCACGGUUUGUUUUGUACCGUAUCGGGAUACGACGUUGGACAAACGAGGCUGAGGUUUUGCCCCGCGUGGUUCACAUCGAGAGACAAUACACAACUUUGGACAAGCAAGACUACUUUUAGAGUGAAAAGAAAAAAAACGCCUGCGAAAUAGACGACUGAACAACUUGUCAGCGCGUGGCUUAGCGGAAACACGGUGCCGUCGCGCGCGCUGUGCACACCGUGCCGUUUCCUGUAGCCGGGCAUCUGGAGAGCGAGACGUUUGUCGCAUGUGGUGCCGGUCAUUUUCAUGAAUUCAAAAUCAACUAAGAAGUGAUCUCUGGGAGCUGGGGAUAAAGUCGCACUGUUUACAACCCAAAUGCUGAACAUGGAGGGCUUUCUGCGUAGCAGCUUUUUACUGAGCAGAAUCAUGUCUUCCAAACAAGCCACCUCUCCGUUUGCCUCGGGUGCAGACCUGGGCGAGGACGGAGCCGGUCAGGAGCGUCUGGUUUGGGAGAAGGACGAAGGCACGGAGCCGCUGGCAGCGCCGCAGCUGCCCAUUCACAACCUGCUGCACGGCAAGAUGCACGGUGAGGAGCUGCCUCCCGUCAGCAGCAGCGUGCCGCCUGAAUCCGACUGGGACAGCCUGGUGUCGGCCCAGCAGCGCAUGGAGUCAGACAGCAAUAAAGUAUGUUCCCUCUACUCCUUCCGGAAUAACUCUACCUCUCCGCACAAGCCGGAGGAGGGGGCACGGGAGCGAGGCGACCUGCUGGGAGCCUCCGCCUUUGGAACGCCGGAGCGUCGCAAAGGGAGCCUGGCCGACGUGGUGGACACUCUGAAGCAGAAGAAGCUGGAGGAGAUGACAAAGACAGAGCAAGACGAAACUUCCUGCAUGGAAAAACUGCUUUCUAAAGACUGGAAAGAGAAAAUGGAGAGACUGAACACGAGCGAGCUUUUGGGAGAAAUACAAGGUACUCCAGAAAGUCUGGCUGAGAAAGAGAGGCAGCUUUCGACGAUGAUCACGCAGCUGAUCAGCCUGAGAGAGCAGCUCCUGGCCGCACAUGAUGAGCAGAAGAAGUUGGCGGCCUCGCAGAUGGAGAAACAGAGGCAGCAAAUGGAGCUAGCCCGACAGCAGCAAGAACAAAUCGCCAGACAGCAGCAGCAACUUCUUCAGCAGCAGCACAAAAUCAAUCUCCUACAGCAGCAGAUUCAGCAGGUCCAGGGUCACAUGCCUCCUCUCAUGAUCCCCAUUUUUCCACACGACCAGCGCACACUGGCCGCUGCCGCCGCCGCCCAGCAGGGCUUCCUCUUCCCUCCAGGCAUGUCCUACAAGCCAGGUGAUAACUACCCGGUGCAGUUCAUUCCUUCCACAAUGGCAGCUGCCGCCGCGUCAGGACUCAAUCCUCUUCAGCUCCAGCAACUGUACGCCGCCCAGCUGGCCAGCAUGCAGCUUUCUCCAGGAGCAAAGAUGGCGCCACUGCCCCAGCCACCUAAUUCUGCAGGGCCACUUUCACCUGGACCCAAGAGUGAGAAGAGGUCCUCCAGCCCACUGGGCCAAGUCAAGGAGGAGGGAACGCAGCCCUUGAACCUCUCGGCCCGGCCUAAGACGGCCGAGCCAGUGAAAUCCCCCUUGUCCCCGACACACAGCCUGUUCCCGGGCAGCAAGAACAGUCCCAAUAGCCAGCCUAAGAGCGGAGGCAUCCCCAGUCCCCUUGGUCUGGGUCGAGGAUCAUCCCUCGAUAUCUUGUCUAACCUGAACUCCACGGCACUAUUUGGAGACCAGGAUGCUGUGAUGAAGGCCAUCCAGGAGGCGAGGAAAAUGAGGGAGCAGAUCCAACGUGAGCAGCUGCAGCAUCACCAACAGGGCAUGGAGGCUAAACUCUCGGCUCUCUCAGGCCUCGGUCUUAACAACUGCAGAGCUGACAAGGAACGAGUUCACUUUGAAAGCUUGGGGCAUCAUCUGGGAAAACUGGGAGACGACGGGAAGAUCGGACAGAGGGUCAUCGAUCUGACCAGGCCGGAGGAUCUGGACGGGAGUAAGGAGCUGAAUGGUUCUGCAGAAAAACCACAACACUAUUAUUGUUGGCCAACAGGAGGCGCCAGCACCACCGAGGCCCGGGUGUUCAGAGAAUCGCGAGGACGGAACCCCAACGAGCCACACAUCAAGAGACCCAUGAACGCCUUCAUGGUGUGGGCCAAAGACGAGCGCCGCAAGAUCCUGCAGGCUUUCCCGGACAUGCACAACUCCAACAUCAGCAAAAUCCUGGGUUCUCGCUGGAAGGCCAUGUCCAACCAGGAGAAGCAGCCGUACUACGAGGAACAGGCUCGUCUGAGUAAGAUCCACCUGGAGAAGUACCCCAACUACAAGUACAAACCCCGGCCCAAGCGCACGUGCAUCAUCGACGGCAAGAAGCUGCGCAUCGGCGAGUACAAGCAGAUGAUGCGCUCGCGGAGGCAGGAAAUGCGCCAGUUCUUCACCGUGGGGCAGCAGCCCCAGACUCAGCUCCCGAUCAGCAGCAGCGCAGGCGUCGUCUACCCCGGAGCCAUCAGCAUGACCUCAGACUGCUCGAGCAACUCGGCCAGCCCCGAGCCCACCGUCCCCGUCAUCCAGAGCACCUUCGGCAUGAAGACGGAGCCCAGCAUGCCCAGCGUGGUGCCCAGUGAACCGGUCAACGGCGAGGACGACAUGGACAUGUACGAGGACUUCGAGGACGAACCCAAAUCGGACUACAGCAGCGAGAACGAGGCGCAGGAGCCCGUCAGCGCCAACUGAGCGGAUAGAAGGAGUACUGAAGGAGGAUGAGGAGAAAAAAAAAUACAGAACAAAAUUUAAAAAAAAGAGAGAAAAGAAAAAAAACUUGUUUCUGAUAAUAUAUCCCUUAGGAGCCUGCAUGCACGUGUGGCUCCCGGCUUCAUCGGCUCUUCGGUCUUAAAUGUUUCUUCGAGUGUGAAGCAGUUUGAUUGUGUUUUAUUCAUUUUAUUUUUCCUUAUUUUUUUAUUCUUUUUUGAUCAUGGAUGUGUCCACACAUUGACCUGUAAAGUUACAGAGGGCAGGACUUGAAACUCGAAAACUUCUUAUAGCUCUCACAGUCUUACACACACACACACACACACACACACACAUAUAUAUAUAUAAAUAUAAAUAAAUAUUUUUUUUGUUUUUGUUUCUUUUUUUUUUAGAUCAAUGUUUUUGACGGGGUUCUGUAUUUCUCUCAGGUAUGCUGUGCCAGCCAACAGCGUGUGAAUGUUUUUGUUUUUGUUUUUGUUUUGUUUUUGAUUUGAUCUAUUUAAAAAAAAAUAAUAAUAAUAAUAAUAAGGAAGAUGACAGCAGAACAAAAAAACUUUUUAAAAAAUGAAUGCCGAAAAACACAAAACUGCCCCUUUCUCUUAACUUAUCUUGUUUUAUUGUAUCUUAUCGAUUCUUAAUCUUAAUCUUAUUAUUGUUUUCUCACAACAAUGUCCAAACCCAGGUCCAAUCACUAACUAAUCUUAGAUCUCUGAGUCUUAAAGGAGAGCGUUCACGAGUCUUAGACAAUCUUCUGCGAUGUUCCCAAGGACGACAAAAAAAAAAAAUAUAUAUAUAUAUAUAUAUAUAUAUAAAAGCCCCUUCUUUCCCUCUUCUUGAAGCACUCAGGAAUUUUGGAGGCGAUAGAGAUGUUAGAGAUGCUGGAUUUUUAUUACAGAGAUCUGAAAGUCCUCACUCAGUGCAGGAGGUCCAGAGCGGUGACCACGCAGCACGUCUCACCCCUCGCUUCAGUCUUACGCCGAAACCACGUUCUUAAUCACGGAGAUUGGCCGAGGUGCCAAAGCGGGGCCAAAGGCGUCCAAUCUGUGAAAUUGAAACGGCAGCAAAAGGCAGCUUCAGUGGCAUUACGAUCACAAAAUUGCUGUUGUACAAUACAUGCUGGCUUUUAUUUAUUUGGCUUUUUUUUACAGCAGUCCAUAAGGGCUUUCUGUCACCGUCAAGGCCUUCUGCGACUUUAUUAAACCUUAAUCGACACGAAAAAGUCUUAAAGCGGGCGGUAAAGAAGUCUUAAUUAAAGUUAAAGUCAAGGAGACCUGAUUAUUUAUAGGGGAAAACAAACUAAACCUCGUUUACGAGAGCGAUUCUGGUUCUGGAUUCUGAUUGGUCGGAAGGCUGUGAUUUAUUUUUCUCUAACAGCAUCUCUGUGAAAAAAUCACAGGUUCUAGCAUGAGUUUUAAAGCAGCUAAUUUUUGGAAGGAGUCUCCAGUUUCAGAGUCAGGCGGAAAUCCUUUCUUUCAAUAAAUCUAAGAGCCCUGGUGUUUCCUGCUGCUGUAGUAUAAGUGAGAACAGGAACGGAUUUGUUUCAUCGUGCGGAACGUAAAUAUAAACGGCUGAAAAGUACAGAGAGUAAACACCUCAUGGAUCUGUGGAGAUACUAAAACGUCACCGGAUUCGGACUCGACUCUGGGAAAGCUGUGAAAAACAAUACGGCGGAGAGGGAGGGAGGGACGGACGGACGGAGGGAGAGAGGGAGGGAGGGAGUCGAUCGCUGAUUGUGCUCGUUCCAUCAAAGCGCAGCAGAAAUCCAUGAGGUGCUGCAGAGCAGAUGGAACAAGUAGAUCAAGCUGUGGGAGAUUAUUAAAAUGACUGACGAGUCUGUAUCAUCUGAAACACGCCAUUAUUAAUGCAUGAGGCUCGCUAUUUUCCUCUUGCCCUUGAACCUGUCUUAUUUUAUUUAUUUUUUUUAUUUCCAUUAGCAACACGGCAAUUACUGCCGGGCCGACGAGCUGCUGGUCACCGCGUUGCCUCUCAAGGUCGUAAAUAUAAAUAAAUUAAGUAAUUAAUUUGAAAAAAGAAAAGAAAAGAAAAAAAAGUCUCUUUUAAAGCGCUUACUUACUUUCUUCUUACAAUUAAAAAAUAAUAAUAAUUUUACAAAGCCCCUAAAAUAGAGAAGCAUUUACUUCAAGUCUCUUAAGCACUUCUGUAAUCUCAGAAAAAAAAAAAAAAAUUUGCUUUUAUUUUUUUUCCUGUGAGAUAGAAAACACUCGAUGAUCCGAAAUUAGAUUUUUUUUUUUUUUUGUUCUCACUAGCGUCUUGUUUAAAGUUCAUAUCUGUUUGCUGGUAGAUCGACUUGUACGUGUUUUGUACAUAUUUUCUUGACCACGCCAAACUGAAUUUUUGGAGGCUGGCGCUAGACAAAAGGACUGUUUGUCAGGACUGAAACUUGAUCACGCUUGUGUAGGGGGGGGGUUGGUUCUUUUUUCUUUUUUUUUAAAGAAAGAGAGAAAGACAGACAGAGAAAAAGAGAGAAAGAGAGAGAGAUGAGUUUCAUAAGUGUUACAAGCACUGGAUAUAAAUGGUAUUUUUUAUCGAUUCUGACUAAUGUGAAGCCGUCGUGCGUGGACGAAAAAAAAAAAAUCCACACGAACAAAAAAAAGUGACCUGUUUGGACUUGUGCCAGAUUUGAGUCAUUGUUUUUGUUUUGGUUUUAUUUUUUGGUGUGUGUUUUUAUUUUUUUCCUUUUCAAUUUUGUUUUGUUUUAAUUUAUGCAAAGACACGUGCUAGAUAAAUAAUAAUAAUAAAGGAAGACUUUUUUUUGUUUAAGCUCCAGUGCUGCCUAAGGGAGAUAAUAAAGAGCAGUAAAACUCGACAGAAGGCUCACGUUAAAGAGACUCUGGUCAGCCGAGACACACCGGACUUCAACGCACCGCGCAUCUGACCGCUCAUGUACGUCUGUGUUUGUAUAAUGUAUUUGAAACCUAUAUAGUGCAUAUAGACUUUUAUUGUAUUUAUUAGCCGGUGUUGGCUAUAAAAAAAUUUUGUCCGUAGAACUUAAUAAAAAGGACAAUCAAGAGAAAAUACAGUGACGCUGAAUUGGAACUCAAAAUUCUUUUUUUUUUUGAUAUAUUUACCCUCUCAUUCUUCUUUUUUCUUCUUCAUCUUCUUCUUCGGAAAUUGUAAAUAUAACAUAGAUAAAAAAAAAUAGAAUUCUAUUUUUGUUCCUGAAUACUUUACUGAAGUAUAAGUUAUGUAUUUUUUUUCUUCUUUUAAUUCUGUGUCGUCGAUCUGAUGUCAAUUGUUCUCUAGAAGAAAAAAAAGAAAAAAGAAAGAAGAAUCAAAUCUAGACAAGUCACUGUACCUCAUGUAGAUGCUGAACUCAGUCCCCGGAGAUCGGACCGGACCGUAUCGGAUACGACUCGUACGCAGACGUCUGAUCUCGCGCUCCGAGACGUUUCCACGUUUUUGGAACUCGUCGGCUUGAGGCAUGGGAUCGAUCCGAGACGUUCUCGGAGCGAGGUUCUCCCUCCAUCGGCUCGGUCCACGGGGACGGACGAAUAUUUAUUGUUCUUGUUUUUUUUUAAGCUGAAUAAUAACA